Porites lobata is the source of this 8264-nucleotide messenger RNA. The record is from the annotation of a GenBank genome assembly. NCBI's taxonomy places the organism in Eukaryota, Metazoa, Cnidaria, Anthozoa, Scleractinia, Poritidae.
UUUUUGUUAUUACCACUAAUUUCCCCACCGAAGUUAGCGGUAAUUCCAACCAAUACACUUUGACCCUUUUGUAGAGAGUCGGCCAUAUUUCAAAGUAAUUUAUUAUUCACAACGUCGACAAACUACCCUAGGAUCAUCUUUCAUCUUAGUCUUUGACAAUCAUAUUCUGAAAUUCGCUUCUUCAAGUUCUGGAACCUUCGCAAUGGCACAGAAAACGCCGGUUAGCCUGAUGAACGAACUUGCGAAAGCGAACAAACUUAACCCCGAGUACAAAGUCAUCGAAGAGAGUGGACCGGCUCACAAGCGAACGUUCACCGUUCAACUGACUUUGGGCGACGUGGGUAAGUGGGAUGGCCAGGGAACAAGCAUCAGAAGUGCUCGACAUGCAGCUGCUACUGUUGGAUUGGAAAAGUGUGGUCUGUGCAAGCCAGAAGUCGAGAAGCCUCUUGUUCCUCAAGUGAAUGUAACGUCCACUGUUGUGCUGAACGUGCUGGCUAUGAAACUUGGCAAGCUGACUCAGUACCAUGAUUUACAACCUAAGAUUCCUUCGUACCAACGACCUGUUAAUAUGGGUUACCAAAACCUUCAGAUGCAACACCAGAUACCCGGGGUUCAUCACAGAGGGCCACUGCAUGCUCGAACCCACUAUGGGAUGUCCCAUCCUGGCCAGGAGCAGCAUUUUCCCCCUUACAUCCAAAAUGGCUAUCACCCCCGUUCUGCCCCGCCACGUGUACCAAGAAUCAGCUGUGUUAAGCUGGUGGUUGGAGAUCAGGAAUUUUAUGGUGAAGGGCGUGACAAGCAGUCUGCACGCAAAAGUGCUGCAGCAAAGGCUGUGAAAGUUUUGCAUGAAGAGCUGGCUACUGUAGGAGAGAAGAAAAACUUGCCCAUGAAGGCAGAUGAGCCAGCUAAUGUUCAAAAUGGUGAAGGAAAUGCGUCGCAGUCUGAGGAUGUGACCAAAGGCAGUACAACUGAGAUGAAAUCAGAGAUAAGUAAAGUAUAUGAAAUAGCAGCUAAACGGAAACUCCAGGUAGGGUUUGAAGAUGUCAAGAGCAGUGGUCCUCCCCACAUGAAACGCUUUGUGGUGAGUGCCACUGUUGGUGAAUUUGUCACUACAGGAGAAGGCUGUAAAAAGAAAGAUGCCAAGCAAGAGGCAGCAAAGAAAAUGCUGGAAGAACUGAAAAAGCUUCCAGAGCUACCAGCACAAGAGACAAGCUAUAGGAAUGCUGGCCGGUUUGUGCGCCGUGGUCCACGUAUUUCCAAGGACAAGCAGGCAAAGGGGGAAAUAGACCCGUCUAUGAAUCCUGUUAGUAUCCUUGGACAGAUUCUUCAGCGCAGACACGAGCAGCCACCAGUUUAUGAGCUUCUUCAUGAGAAAGUUACAGCAAAUCAGCGAGAAUUCACCAUGCAAGUGACUGUGGGGCAACAUAAGGCAACAGGAGCUGGCCCAAACAAGAAGGAGGCCAAGAAGAAAGCUUCUGAAGCAAUGCUGCAGUUGAUAGGCUUUCGUUCCAGUGAGGGAAAGUCAGCUAAUGCUCAGGUAACCUAUCUUAACCCUUUUAAACCCUAGUUUCAAAAUUUGAAUUCUUAGUUGUUUUCUUCACACAUUUCCAAUAGAAAGGAGAAAUUUCAUGCUGAUGGUUCUUGGGUUGUCAAGGCCUUUUUUACUCUCCAAUGAACAGAGCCCUCUAUAAAUUGAACUAGUGCCUGGCAAAAAGCUUUAAGUGUUCUGUGAUUAUUGGUAGUCUCUUCUCACAAAUCAUUAUAUUUGUGUUGUUUUUUGAAACAGAGAGAAUGUGACAUUAGGUCAAGAGUCCCUUAGAGGGAAUAGGCUAUUUUUGACUUUCUCUACACGUGACUUUGGGCAAAGUCUUUGAUAAAAAAUUUUUCUUUCUAGUAAGUGAAUAAAUCUUUUUGUCUCUUGAAAGGUUUUGUACUUGGCCUUAUUUUGAAAGUGAGGGUUGAAAAUUUUGUUGCUAGGCCUGUAAAUAAAUUUAAGUUUAUAAAAUAUUAUUGUAGCUUUCUUGCUCAAGGUAGGGAUGUGACUUUUGAGUAUAAUUUGAAAAAAAGCACCAUACAUGUCAAUAGACUGAUUUUAAUGGAUGUAGUCACUGAUUCAGUUCUUUUAACCAAAGUUGAUUUUCUUUUCUCAAUGCUCUUAUGCCAUCCUUUUCUCCGAAGGGAGACAAAUCGUCGAGUGCAGAGAAAACUAAUGGUGACGAGAAAGGCUCAUUCAAUGGUACAGAACCUGGCAGCCAUCCUGUCACCAUCCUAGGCCGUCAACUGAAGCCAGGUCUGCUGCCUAUGGUUCCUGAACUAGCCAAACAGACUCGAUCGGACAUGAUGAAUGCAGUAGUUGCUCCCAUUGCACAAGUGAAGCAUGAACCUCAGGUAAAUAAACCUGUGAUCAGGCAUUCUUUUUAUUCUUUUGCGCAAAAUUUGAUGGAGGAGCAAAAAGUACUCCUUAUACAUUUACUUUUCAAGUCGUCUGCCGUCCCUCAGGUGCUAACCUGUCAACAGCGUAGUUAUGGUGCAUCGAGCUAUAAAUGUGACCCAAUAAGAUUUUACUGAAUAAUCAUGUGGUUUGUAGGAAGGUGCAAAGAUAGUUUUCAGGCAGGAGAAAAAUGGCAUGUUGAGAUUUUGUUUAGAGAUGGGUUGAGAUGUUACUGUUAUUCAUGCAAAUUUAGGUGACGUUCCAUUGCUUACACUGUAAUGCUCACUUUCUUCUGGUACUAACCAGUUUAUAAAGAGAUGCAAGGGGUAAAGUUGUUUAUAAUCUAUGGCCGAUGAGUUGGGUGUGAAAAAUAAUUUUCGGAUGAUUUUGAAGUGAUGUUCUAAUCUUUAUGCAGUGGUUACCAAAGAAUAAUUCUGUUAAGUUAAACUUACCUGUCAAGAGCUGCACGAUGAGCUUUGGGUUCUUGCAAAUGAAUCACACUGAAAUUCAAGUAGGCAAUUUUGCAACUGCGAUUCUUCAUGAAAUCACUUCUAAUUUACAUGGCUGUUUGGAAUUGCUCAUUAAAUUACCCCCAAAAAAUCCCACCCUAAGUUGUCUGCCAUGUAAAAUGCCCUUUAAACAUCGCCAGUGGGUGGUGUCAAUUUUGUUUCAGAGUGUUGCCCAUUUUUUCCUCUUCAAGGUGAUUUCUUAGAGUAUAAGGUGAUUUUCCUAGAUUAGAAAAACUACCUCCUUGAGUUACACGAUCUUUGUUUUUCAGGAGCCUGCAUUACAAGGAGGGCUAAACCGUGCUCCAGGCGCUCCUGUCGUCAAGACAACACCUGCUAUGUUAACGUCUGUCCAGAAGCUGCUGCAUCUAGCUGAAGUGGAAGGAUUAAGAGUACAAUUCACUGACUACCCUAAGGUUAGUUUAACAACCUUAGCCUUAAAACUCUCAUCAAUCAUCAUCUUCAAAACUUUAUUAACAUGUCUUAGUAGCUAGCCCAGAGUAAUACCCUCUUCUAAAAAAUUGGGGACACUUAACAGUACAUGUGUAAUUAAGAAAACCUACUGACUAGUGAAUGAUCAAAAGCCUAUUCGGUACUAAAAGCCUAGUUACUUAAGAUUUAAAAAACUGCCUAAAAUAGAAAUCCAGUCUGGAAAAUUUCAUUCUGUUAUGAGUUACAAAAAAUGCAGUUAAUUCAAUUAUCGUCUUCUACCAUCGCGCUUAGAUCACAUUUCCGAAUAUGAAGUUUAAACAUGCAUGCUUCUACAUGCAUAUUCUCCACUUUGUUCUCCUUUUAUUUCCUAUGGUACUUGUGCAUCUUUUACAGUCAGGUGAUGUUUUUUUUUUUCUUUCUCUCUCUUGUGACUUAAUGUUUGACUAACUACUGAAAUGCUAAUUAGCAAUAGUUUUGGAUGAGGCCGAGUAUGAUCUGACAGAUGACACCCUUCCAGAGUAUUAUUUUGAAUGAAUAGUAAUGAACUAUUCACAGUUUUAAAACUAUGCUAAAAUAUGCUUACCUUGUUCAAUGUUAAGUUCCCAUCUUUAUUUGCAUGUUCCUUGGCAAAUUCAGGAUAUAAAGGGAUGUGUAGUCUCACAGAUAUUCUUUAACACAGUCAUCCGUCAAGUUGUAUUUUUGCCGUCCAUGCUAUGUUUUUAGGCAGUAGUUUGGCUAUUUUGUCUUCACAAAACUUGUGAGAUUUUUACCCCCAUUUUCUACAGCUCUAGCAAAACAAUUCAAAACCUUGUCCUCAGGGUCCUGUUUACAGGUGUAUAUCUGUUCCUUAUUCUUCACACUUUUCAGGAGAGAGAAUAUCUGACUCUAGUCACAGUGACCUCCAUUCCACCUCUUACAUGCUAUGGUUCAGGGUUAACUGUAGAUGCUUCCAGGGAGGAGGCGGCAAAUAGUGCUUUAAAGGCACUGCUUCAAUCUGGUUUGGAUCGGUCAAGUUCAGUAAAAUCUCUCGAAGAAAAUCCAGGUACGUUGCAUCCUCAAAGAGCUCAUAUGGUCUGUAAAUGGACAACGGCCAAAUUAAUCUUGUUUUAUUUGUAAACCGAUUUCAAAAGACCAGGGCCAAAUUGUUCAAAGUUGGGUUAAGAUAACCCAGGUUGGUUUAGAACAAAAUUGGAAUUUGAAUUUAAAAUCUCAAAAAUCAGAUUCAGUUUGGUUUAUUUUGACUACAAUUAAUUUUGAUGAUUGAAUGCUCUUUUUAGAUGCAUCUUUUAACGAAAUUAACUCUUUUCUAUUUAAACAGCAUUAAAAGCUGUAUAUUUUAGAUAUUUUAUAGCUUUUAAUAUUUUAAUCUAUCUGACAUUUUAACAUUUUUUUAACCUGUAGCUUGUAUUAGUUAAGUUUUUAGGUCUUAACUUUUUACUUUUUUAUUACCUUUCAUAUUUAUUUAUCUUAGAUCAUUUAUUUUUCUAUUGUUUUACAGGGCCUCACUGAAUAUCACUCACUGUGAAGUGAGCUCCCUGUAUAAAGAUUGUUUAUUAUUAUUAUUAUUAAAAAGAAUGCAGAAAACUAACUGCGUCACUCAUCUUGCAGUCUUCAGUUUUGAAACCGUUUCUGUCUGGAAAUCAUCUACCUAGCUAACACUUUCAAACAGACUCACAGGACCACUGAGGCUUAUUUCACUUGCCCACUGGGCCAGUGACCAAACAUCUAUUUUCUGCUUGCCCAAGAUCAAAUUUUACUUGCCCCAGGCAAUCGAACCUGGGUUUUUCCUGCCCUGCAUACACUGUAGUUACUGGACAAUUGAGUGACUAUUAAAGCAUCUUGUGUGAAUAAUCAUAAACAUGUACUUAGAUGCUAAAAAGUAAGAAGCAGAUAUAAAAAAUGGCAAGCUUUUUCAUUUCUCUGGAAACUCAAGAGUUAGGUGUAACCUUGAUUGAAAUGUUUUUGUUUUGAUUGGUGAACUUUCAUUUCUUAAGUUCACCAUUAACGGGGACUUUUUAUCUUGUUUCAUGUAGGAAAUAUGAAACCUCAAAUGUCUGUCAACUCUGAUGUGAAUGGUAGUGAUGAAGGAAGGGAAAUUCAAGCAAAGAAAGAAUAAUUUUUGGCUCAACGCAACAAGUUGAGGGAUGGAUAGUAACAAUGUACGACCUAAUGUAUCUGGUUCAAAUGAAGCCCUUGAUUCUGUGUACAACAUUGGUAAUAUUCUGUGAAGUGUGUAAAACAUAACAAGUAGUGAGAAAGUGGUAAAAAAUAAUUAUUACAGAAACUAAUAAUCUAACAGCCCAGUGAUAAAAUGAGAAUCCACUGAAAUGAUUUUUUUCUGCAAGUUAAUUUUCACCACUUUCCAGUGUUAAACAUCGUUUCAACAGUGUUUGUUAAAAUCAUAAUGUAAUAGUUGCAUAGCAAUCAGUUUUUAGUGUUCAAUUAAUUUUAUUCAAGCAAAGUUUUCAUUAGCUAUAAGAGCAAGCAUUGUCAGAGAGAUUGUGUAACUUUUCAACUUUUCCAUCUGCUUAAAGUUAUCAUUAAAGUUACCAAUAACAUGGGUGGUUUAAACGUUCAAUUCCCCACCUAAAAUACAAAUUAUAAGUUAUUAAUUUGUAUUUUGUGUGGUGUAUCAUUGUAAGGUCGGCUCUCUCUUCGUUAACCCUUAAGCUUCAAGAUCCUCAUACAAAUUCUCCAGACUUAUCUCCAUACUUUUCCUUAAAACUUACCGUCAGUUGCAUCCAAAAGUGGACAGGAGACAAAAAACAUGUUCCAAUAGAAUGCAAGACAUAACGUGUUUUGCCACCAAACAUUUGAAGUUUGAUAGCUGUUAAAGCAAACUGUUACACCAAAGGUAAGUUUUUAAUGUAUGUUUUUGAUCACCACAUAACUUUCAUAUUUCUUUUUUUCUCAACUUUCAGGCCUAUUUCUUGCUCGGAAACAGCACACUUGCCUUAAGGUCUAAAAAUUCUUGCAAUGAAUAUUUUGUUGAGCAAAAACAAAAAGUCGACAACAGCUGCCUACUCCAAACUUCAAAUGUUUGGCAGCAAAACAUGUCACCUUUGCAUCCAAUUAGAGCAUGUUUUUUCUUUACAUGUAUAUGCUUAGGUGUAACCAACGGCAGUUGUGAGCAUUUGAUUAUAAAAAACAAAGCAUUUUCCCUUUGGUGUUCACUUCUUGAAUUCUUAUUAUCUAAUGUCUUGAUUAUGUAUUGAUAUUGUUGCGCAAAAACUGGUGUACGCUACUCCUAGGACUCGAAGAGGUUAACUAUCAUCUCUCAGACACAGACUCCUUGUUAAAUCAAGCAGCCAGAGGUGGUCCCUGAUGUUAGUGAAUUUACCCAACACAACGUGAGAGGAAAGGAGACAGCAAACCUUGUGUGAGACAAACAUAACAAUAAUUUUGUUUGAAAUAACUGUUCACCAAAAUUCACUCUCCUUUAAACAGAUUGUUUUGAAAAAGACAAAAAAAAUAUUGUUAGGUGAAGGUCCCAACAAACACGCAAGUAAUAGGCCUAUCACAUUUGUCACACCCGAGCGUUUUGCCGUUGUCUUCUUCCUACCCUCCUGUUGCAUAAACUCACUAUUGUUUAUGCAGCUAUUUUCUUAGGCUCCCUAAACUGACAUCUCCUAGAAGGGCAUGCAGACCUGGCCCCCACUUUGAUCAACUUAGAUCAUCAAUCAAACUAUAAAUUACAAUAUUGGGUCUAGUAGCCUUGAGGUUGUACAUUUUGUCACCAGGAUUGAGGAUUCUAUCCCUAGUUUUGCAGGGUUAAAUUGGAUAAUAAUUAUAAUCUUUUAUAAUUAAGUACUCUAGCUAGUACAUCCUGGUAGAAUACCUGAAUAGAAAGGCAUGUGACCUUGUUCUACAUUAAUUUUUAUCCAGUCAUUAUGCUGUAUUCCAAAAUUUCAACCAUGGGACUCGCAAUACUCUUUGCCAAAUGGCUGUAACAGUUUGAUAACUUUUCUCGUAUUGACCUAUUUCUUAUCUGUUACACUAUUAAUUUUUGCUGACCACAAAUUUGAAUACUUAAUAUUUAUUUUUUGCCACCCAUUCUAAUUUGGUUGACAGCUCAGUUUUAUGAAAUUGGUCAGAAAACAUUGUCUCUGUACUGAUGCAAGCUAGACUUUGAAAAUACUCUUCAGUAGUUUUAAGGUGUCUGAUGUGAUGAAAAGUUACCGAUUUUAAGGGGUAUUUAUUUAUAUAUUAAUUUACACUCUCCCUUGUUGUUUUUUUGUCUAAUUUAUGUGUGAUCUUGAAAGCUUUGCAUUUAAACCAGGGAAUCGUCGGAUACAGGCAUUUUUAUUAUCCAUUGUUUUACUGGGCAUCAUGAAACAUUACAUAAUAAUAAUUAAAUCCAAGUCUGCUAGUGUUGCUUUUGUUGGGAGUGGUGGGCUGAUAAGAGCUCUUCAAAUCAUUAAUUAGAGAUGUUAAGUAUUCUAUUUUAAGGCAAAAAGCUGACAUGACCAUAGAAUACAUUUAAUAUACCAGACAGCAUAUAAAAAACGUUUUUCAUGAGGGUUUUCUUGAAGGAAAAGACUCUUAAACUGAAAAAAGCAUAGAUUAUUAUGAGAAUAAGCAAACAAAGAAAUUGUACAAUAAAAAUGGCCAUGUGGUACUCUUUCCUGUGAACAUGAUACUUAGUACACCUGUCAAGACACAAAAGCCACAAAGAACCAUGUUGCUGUGCUGUCGUUUUCUCAAACUUCAGUUUUAUGUGUUGUUAACCUGAUUUCCCAUACACAAUCAUACUCAAGAUACACCAUAAUUCUUUGAGAGUGGUUGUAUGUGCAGAAUGGAAAUGCAGUGAAAGUACUUGAUGUUUUUGAAAGUCACAGAAAAUAACAUUGUUGACUCCUUUGUGAAGAUCGUGUCACAUACUGGGUAUCAGCUCA